Exophiala mesophila is the source of this 3153-nucleotide messenger RNA. RefSeq lists its product as uncharacterized. Gene Ontology annotation, molecular function: copper ion binding; oxidoreductase activity. The record is from RefSeq and is a predicted model, not a curated record. The transcript is spliced from 3 exons. Bases 535 to 2910 code for a protein of 791 amino acids. Lineage: Eukaryota; Fungi; Ascomycota; Eurotiomycetes; Chaetothyriales; Herpotrichiellaceae.
CUUCAUCUUGUCUACUAGUCAAUCGAUACCAAAAAGGCAAACAUCAUGACGCUGAAUCCAUCCUUCGUCAAUUCAGGCACCCCAAAGGCUUUGAGGCUAUGAGGACUAUCUCGCAAAACGGCCAAGACCCAAAUUUGGUUUCAAUUGCUUGUCUCAACGGCUCAGGGGAAAAUUUAGUCAUUUUCUGUCGACCGCUUCACGAUUCGCGCCUUGCUAAUGAGCUUGGCGGACUCCCACUCGCCUAUACGAGCUUGGCUUCCCCAUUUGCGGACGCAGCCUAAUCUCCCUUCACGGCGGUUCAACCACAUGGUGCUCCAUAGCACCACAACAAGGUCUCCAUGUCUGGAACACCUUGUGAAGUCUCCUCUCUUCAUAGACUCCUUCCAGCAAGCCUGACGCCAGGUCGCGCUUGGUGUCUCGCUCUGAAAACUCUUGGUCGGGUGAUCCGAUCCCAGGACAGGGCCCAACACGAGGUGAAAUCACACAUUCGGUAAGACGCCUCAACAAUGGCUUGCCUCUGGCCACAAUUGGAUCAUGGCCAAGACGCCGGAUCUCUCUUCUCAUAUUACAAAGUACAACCAGCUGCCAUUCUCCUCUUUCAUACUUCCUUUUCCAACACGUUCCUUAGUGACUUACACCAGUCUUGAGAGUUUUGGCUCUCGUCCUUUCUUUAUUUCGUUGUUAUUCUUUACUUUUCCUUGCCUCAACAUGAGGUCUCUCGCGUAUCUUGCGGCAGCAUUGCCGCUGCUUUCAAACGUAAUCGCCUGGGAGGCCGACGAGAUCGUUCACGUUACAUCUACCAGGACCAUUACCGUCUGCCCCAUUACCGAGAUCUGGACCUGUACACCAGACGUCCCCACCAUCCCUGCGACACGAAGCACGACAAAGGGACCAGGUCCAGAGACCACGACGACGGCUAGCCAUGGUGACAAUGGAGGUUGGGAUUCAUCCACUGGUGACAAUGGAGGUUGGGGCUCAUCCAGCACCUCCGCCCAUUACGGCAAUGGCACCACCUCGGUGACUUCGGCCACUGGAACUACCGGCUCUUCAACCACCGGAACCACAACUGCGACAUCAUGCGGCACCGCCACCGUUAGCAGUCUUCCCGAGUCUCGUUGCAACAAUGCCAACGACCGAAGCAAGUGGUGUGGAGGCAAGUCCAUCGAUACCGAUUCUCACAAGGAGUUUUACACCGGCGAAACCAAGAAAUACGUCUUGACCUUGACGGACCAAGUGACCGUCCAUGACGGUAUCUCCUCGACACAAUUUGCCAUCAACGGAAAAUCUCCAGGAGAGCCAAUCAUAGCCAACUGGGGCGACAUGGUCGAAGUUACAGUUGUCAACGGUCUCAGCUCCAAUGCCACCACCAUCCAUUGGCAUGGUAUUAGACAGGUUGGAACCAACGACCAGGAUGGUGUUCCCGGUAUCAGUGAAUGUGGUAUUGCUCCCGGCUCUUCAAGAACGUAUAAAUGGCACGCCUCGAGCCAUGGAACGGGCUGGUACCAUUCCCAUGCUUUGGCCCAAUAUGGUGGAGGUAUUCGUGGCCCGGUGAUCAUCCAUGGUCCCAGCACUGCCAACUAUGACUUUGAUAUGGGUACUGUCAUGGUUGAUGAAACUUUCAGCCAGUCGAUCUUCCAAAUGGCAUACAACAUUGCCCGCACCCGAGGAGCCCUUCCACCUUCUACCAACUACCUCCUGAACGGCAAGAACACCUCCCCCGAUGGCUCCAAGGGUGAAGCUGCUCAAUGGGUUGUGAAGAAGGAUAAGAAGCAUUUGUUCCGCUUCAUCAACAGUGCUGCUCAGAGUGCAUUCGCCAUUCAGUUCGAUCACCACAAUUUCACCGUCGUCAGUGCAGACUACACCCCGAUUGUUCCUUACGUCACAAACACACUCUGGAUUCAGCCUGGCCAACGUGCUAAUAUUAUCCUCCACGCAGAUCAGCCUGCUGGUGCAUAUUACCUCCGAGCAAUUCAUCAAACCGGUUGUGGUGCUGUUUCUCUCAACAAUGGUCUGGGCUUCUCCAACGGCAUAUUCACCUAUGAGGGUGCAUGUGACACUACUCCCUCUCCGACCAACAGCACCCUGGUCACUGCUGGAAUUUGCAAUGAUGAGCCGCUGGCCAGCCUGAUCCCACACAUCAAGAAGAGUGCAGGAUCAGCCGCCAAAUUUUCCUCGACCGUGAAACUUCUCCCUGGUGGUAACGCUGCCGCCCAGGUCUUUGAUGGAUUUGGUUCUGUCAUCAGAUGGUACUUGGGUGGCCCGUCAACUGACCUCGCCACCAACAGUGGUGCCCCUGCCGGCAGCAAGACAGUGAAUGUGACCUACAAAGAGCCCACGCUUAAGACCUUGGCCACCCUCCCCGGCCUGGCCUACAACAGCUCGCUGUACGGUAAUACUGCCGUCCUUGAUGGCCCUGCCAAUGAUUGGGUCUACUUUGUGAUCCAGAACAAUUUCCAAACAUCGCAUCCUAUGCAUCUUCACGGACACGAUUUCUCCGUUCUUGGACAAGGACGAGGCGUUUUCACCGCCGACAUGGUCGGUCAGCUCCGCUUUGAUAACCCUAUUCGCCGCGACACUGCCCUGCUUUUCGGUGGAGGCUCACCACAAGCAUUCAUUUCGGGAUGGACUGUUAUUGGUUUUGAGACCGACAAUCCUGGUGCCUGGCUCAUGCACUGUCACUUGAUCUGGCACGCCGAUGGUGGUAUGGGCCUUCAGUUCCUCGAGCAGCCAGCUUCCAUCGAUGCGUCGAAAUAUUACAACAGCCCCUCGUUCCAGAACGAGUGCAAGGCGUAUGAGGCUUAUGAAGCCAUUGGCGGUGGCCAUAAACAUCCUUAUGAAGCAGGUGUCAAGAGACAUCUCGACGGACACAUUUUCCAUGCUCACAAGCAUGCUGAUGUCGUUCGUCAUUAAGCAAUGCAUGGGUACUGGCGCCGGGGUGGAGAAUCCAAAAUACCUGCUAUGACCACAGUUGGAAGGGAGCUCGUGAAGUACGCAUGCAACAUACUGUUCCCUCUUGUGUUCCUAAUUUUCUUACCACUGAAAUGUUGUGGUUACCAUAUUGUCCAUAUUGUCCAUAUUGUUCAACAAUCAUAUGGUUUACGUUGGCCAUGUAUGUAGACUCAAUCCCGCAUAUGCUAGUCACACCAGCCCUCC